Messenger RNA from Gossypium arboreum, 3639 nucleotides. RefSeq names its product protein TIC 214-like. The record is from RefSeq and is a predicted model, not a curated record. Gene Ontology annotation, cellular component: membrane. Bases 1 to 1098 code for a protein of 365 amino acids. NCBI's taxonomy places the organism in Eukaryota, Viridiplantae, Streptophyta, Magnoliopsida, Malvales, Malvaceae. The transcript has a single exon.
AUGUCACAAUAUUUUUUUUAUACAUGUCAAAGUGAUGGAAAAGAAAAAAUAUCUUUUACGUAUCCACCCAGUUUAGCAACUUUUGGGGAAAUGAUACAAAAAAAAAUAUAUUUUUUCACACCAGAAAAAUGGUUUUCUGAUGAAUUGUAUACUGAUUGGAGUUUUAUCAAUGAACUAAAAAGAAGAAAUUUGAGUAAGGAGUUUAUAAAAAGAGUCGAAUCUUUAGAUAAGGAAUCUUUUGAUCUGGGCAUACUUGAAAAAAGGACUCGAUUCUCUAAUAAUGAAACUAAACGAGAAUACUUGCCUAAACUAUAUGAUCCUUUCUUGCAUGGACCCUACCGCGGAAGAAUCAAAAAAUGGGGUUCCCCUUUAAGCAUAAAUCAAACUUAUAAAAAAAAAAACACGGAUCCAUUUUGGAUAAAUAAGAUUCAUGCUCUACUUCUUACUACUGAUUAUCACGACCUUGAACAGACACUAGAUACACUCAAUAUAAAAUCAUUAGCAACAGAAAAAGAACUCUCUUUAUUGACAUUGACAGAAGAUGAACAGGGAAAUAUCGAUUCCGAGGAUCGAGUCAAAAUUUUGAAAUUUUUAUUCAAUAUAGUUAUAACUAAUCCCAACAAUCAAACAAUUAGAAAAAAAUCUAUUGGAAUAAAAGAAAUAAGUAAAAAAGUUCCUCGAUGGUCAUACAAAUUAAUCGACGAUUUAGAACAACAGGAGGGAGAAAACGAGGAAAAUGUAACAGCAGAGCAUGAAAUUCGUUCAAGAAAAUCCAAGCGCGUCGUGAUUUUUACUAAUAACCAGGCAAACGCCGAUACUUAUACUAAUACCAAGGAUGCUAAUGAUCCUGAUCAAACAGACGAAGUGGCUUUGAUACGCUAUUCGCAACAAUCGGAUUUUCGGCGCGACAUAAUAAAGGGUUCCAUGCGUGCCCAAAGGCGUAAAACAAUUACUUGGGAGCUGUUUCAAGCAAAUGUACAUUCCCCCCUUUUUUUGGACAGAGUAGACAAACCACUCUUUUUUUCUUUUGAUAUUUCUGGACCGCUGAAACGAAUAUCUCGAAAUUGGAUAUGUAAAACAAAGAAUCAAAAUUUCUGAUUAUACAGAAAAAAGAUCGAGAAAAAGACGAGGCCAAAAGAAAAAUACAAAAAGAGAGAAAAUGAGGAUAGAAAUAGCAGAAGCUUGGGAUAGUCUUUUACUUGCUCAAGUAAUAAGGGGCUCCGUGUUAAUAACCCAAUCAAUUCUUAGAAAAUAUAUUAUAUUACCUUCACUGAUAAUAGUUAAAAACAUUGCCCGUAUGUUAUUAUUUCAAUUUCCUGAGUGGUCUGAGGAUUUAACGGAUUGGAAUCGAGAAAUGCAUGUUAAAUGCACUUAUAAUGGUGUUCAAUUAUCCGAAACAGAAUUUCCAAAAAACUGGUUAACAGACGGUAUUCAGAUAAAGAUCCUAUUUCCUUUUUGCCUGAAACCUUGGCACAGAUUUAAACUACAACCCUCUCAUAAAGAUCCAAUGAAAAAAAAGAAAGGUCAAAAGAAUGAUUUUUGCUUUUUAACAGUUUGGGGAAUGGAAACUGAACUACCUUUCGGCUCUCCUCGAAAACGGCGUUCGUUUUUUGAGCCUAUUUUUAAAGAACUAAAAAAAAAAUAAAAAAUGGAAAACGAAAUGUUUUAUAGCUUUAACAAUUUUAAAAGAAAAAACUAAAUUGUUUCGAAAAGCUUCAAAAGAAACAAAAAAAUGUAUCACUCAAAGCAUUCUAUUUCUAAAAGGAAUAAUAAAAGAACUUUCAAAAAUAAAUCCAAUUCCAUUUUUUGGGUUGAGAGAACCAUAUGAAUUGGGCGAAACUAAAAAGGAUUCGAUAAUCAGUAAUAAGAUGAUUCACAAAUCAUCCCUUCAAAUUCAAUCUAUGGCGUGGACAAAUUAUUCAUUAACCGAAAAAAAAAUAAAAGAUCUGACUAAGAGAACAAACACAAUCAAAAAUCAAAUACAAAAAAUUCUAAUUAUAAAAGACAAGAAAAACGAAUUUCUAACUCAAGAAAUAAAUAGUAGUUCUAACAAAAUAAGUUAUCAGGAUAAAAUAUUAGAAUCAUCAAAAAAAUUUUGGCAAAUAGUAAAAAGAAGAAAUAUUCGAUUAAUCCGGAAAUUCUAUUUUUUUAUAAAUUUUUUCAUUGAAAAGAUAUACAUGGAUAUUCUUCUAUAUAUCAUUAAUAUUCCAAGAACCAAUACCCAACUUUUUCUUGAAUCAACAAAAAAAAUGAUUGAGAACUUCAUUCACAAUAAUGAAGCAAAUCAAGAAAGAAUUAAUAAAACAACUAAAAAUACAACUCAUUUUAUUUCAACUAUAAAAACCUCACUUUCUUCACUUUCUAAUAUUAGUAUUAGAAAUAAAAAUGAAAAAGCUUUUUGUGACUUAUCCUCCCUCUCACAAGCAUAUGUAUUUUACAAAUUAUCACAAACCCAAGUUAUUAGUUUUUAUAAAUUCAAACCUAUCCUUCAAUAUCAUGGAACAUCUCUUUUUCUUAAAAAUGAAAUAAAAGAUUAUUUUGAAGAACGGGGAGUAUCUCAUUCCAGAUUAAGACAUCAUUAUGGGUUAAGACAGAAAAUUGUUUGGCAUUCUGGAAUGAAUGAAUGGAAAAACUGGUUAAGGAGUCGUUAUCAAUACGAUUUAGUUCAGAAUAGAUGGCUAAAAUUAGGACCAGGACAAUGGCGAAAUAGAGUCAAUCAACACUAUCUGGCUCAAAAUAAACAUUUAACAAAAUGGGAUUCAGAUGAAAAAGAAAGAUUAAUUCAUUACGAAAAAAAAUGAUUUUCAAGCGAACUCAUUACUAACUCAAGAAUAUAAACUGAAUCAAGAACAAAAAUAUAAAAAUCUAAUUUUAAAAACACUAUGGAUAUGAUUUUUAUCAUAUAAAUCUAUUAAUUAUCAAGAUAAGAGGACCCGUAUGCUUAUGGAUCACCAUUCCAAGUAAAUAAGAGGAAGAGAGUUCUUAUCAUUACAACAUGGAUAAACAAAAUUUUUUUGAUACACUGAGGGAUAUCCCCAUCCAUAAUUAUCUAGGAGAAGGCGAUAUCCUAGAUGCUAUGGGGAAUUUUUCGCACAGAAAGUUUUUUAAUUGGAGAAUUCUUGAUUUUUGUCUUAGAAAUAAGGUCGAUAUUGAGUCCUGGGUCGAUACCAGUACCAAGAGUAAGAAAAAUAUUAAGACUGUGGUUAAGAAUUAUCAAAUAAUUGAUAAAAUGGACCUUUUUUAUUUCACAAUUUAUCAAGAUCAAGAAAGCAACCCAUCCAAUAAAAAAGGAAGCCAUUUUGAUUGGAUGGGACUGAAUGAAGAAAUACUAAGUCAUCCUAUACCGAAUCUAGAACUUUGGUUCUUCCCAGAAUUUGUGCUGCUAUAUAAUGCAUAUAAGGUUAAACCAUGGAUCAUACCAAUAAAAUUACUUCUUUUCAAUUUUAAUGGAAAUAGGAACAUUAAUAAAAAUAUUAUUGAAAAUAAAAAAGGACUCCUUAUAGCACCAAACGAAAAACAAAUUAUUGGAUUAGAGAAUCGAAAUCAAGAAGAAAAAGAACCCAUAGGUGAAGGGGGUCUUGUAUCAGAUGCACAAAAACAAGGAAAUUUUAAAUCCGUUCUCUCAAACCAAGAAAAAGA